AUGGGGAAAAAGGAUGAUUGGCGACGGGUGAAAUUUGCUAGCGACAAGGACAGACGCCCGCAGGUCACAGUAAAACACACUAUUGCUCGAGGGCGGGAGAUUAGGAUAGACGAUCGCCCAGCAAACUUUGUACCAACCAGCGCAACAAGUUUCGUCUCAUCAUCAGACACUGUACAUCGAACCAGCGACCUGACUCCGCGGCUUUCUUCCCCGCUGCAUCAUGAACCGCCCCUCAUCGCUGGAGAUACUGGACCGCUGCGAGUAGAUGGGAGUGAUAAAUAUUUUGGGUUCGAAAAUUGCCUAUACUACUCGGCGCCAUUCCGAGAACAUGUUGUCAACUUCCCGACCAAAGCCAUUGUUAUUGAAAGCACAAAACCUACGAAACGCACCUCGUUCUCACCACAAGCGACAUCUACUACGCCAUAUCCAAAUGUCUCGUCUCCUGCGCGAAAGGUCAUUGCGCCGACCUCGCCAUCACCGGGGGGUGUCAAAGCGGAGGAAAGUAAAGAGUCGGCAGAAUACAAGAAGCGCAUGGCAUUACAGGCAGGUCCGGUGCUUAGCAUGACGCAUGAUCGCUCAGGUCGCUAUGGAAUGGAGGAAUCGCUUUUCACUUCACUGCGGGACAUCUUCGAAUCGAUCAUUGACAGUCAAUCACGGAUCGGAGUGGUCAGUCCACACAGGUUCUUGGAGAUCCUCCGUCGAGAUAAUGAAAUGUUUCGAUCGGCUAUGCAUCAAGAUGCGCAUGAGUUCCUGAACUACGUGCUCAACCAGGUGGUGGACGAGGUGGAUCUAUUUGUUAAGAAGAACCCGGAACUGGUCAAGCAAUUUGCAAUUGAGAAGAGCAGGAAGAACACAAAUGGUAUGGUGGGAGGCUCAGUAACAGACGAUUUAGAUGCGCCUGUGAAGUCAACUAUUCGCCCUAUAGAUCAGAAAUGGGUGCACGACAUCUUCGAGGGCCGACUGACAUCCGAAACGCGCUGUUUGACGUGCGAGACGACAUCUCAGCGGGACGAGCCAUUCCUCGACCUGUCGGUCGACCUCAGCCCGCAUACCUCGGUGACGGCUUGCUUGCGAAAGUUUUCAGAGGAAGAGAUGUUGUGCGAACGUAACAAAUUUCACUGCGACACGUGUGGAGGUCUACAGGAAGCAGAAAAGCGAAUGAAGAUCAAGCGCCUGCCGCGAGUGUUGGCUCUGCAUCUCAAGAGAUUUAAGUACACGGAAGCGGUCGCUACCAAUGGUAUCAUUGGCGGAUUGACCGAUGGCUUCUAUGCCGCACAACGACUCCACAAGCUCUUCCAUCGGGUAGUCUAUCCCUUCCACCUCCGGCUCUUCGACACAACAGAUGAUGCUGUGGACCCAGACCGGCUGUACGAACUGUACGCCGUCGUCGUUCACAUUGGCGGUGGUCCUUAUCAUGGCCACUACGUCAGCAUUGUCAAAACCCAUGACCGUGGCUGGCUUUUGUUCGAUGACGAAUUAGUCGAACCUGUCGAUGAGAGUUAUGUGCUCAGCUUCUUUGGUGGCGAACCUGUACCAGGUGUCAAUGAUCCGCGUCAAUUAGCUUGCGCGUAUGUGCUCUUUUACCAAGAGACCACACUUGAAGCUGUGAUAAAAGAGCAGGAGAUGCGUGCGCAGUCACCCUCAACUAGUGCUGCGUCCGCUGCAGCAGCCGAUGAGAUACGUAAGUCUGCAGAAGCCGAGGCUGCUACUAUGCUCAAGCAACCCAAUGGCUUUCACCGAAGCAAUACGAAUGAUUCCCACACGGUCAAUGAGACGUUCAAUCCGGCCUCAGGAGAACAGCCAGUCGCAGUGCACAAAACACGAAAAGAGACUCGCCAAGAGACCAACAUUCGCCGCAUCGAUGCUCUUAAACGGGCAGAGACAACGUCUACACCAAACGAGCAUGCCAAGAAUGAUGGUGAAGGUGUUGAAAGCAACAACAGACCUUCCAUCAGCGACAACAGCAAGAAUAAAGACAAGGAGGGUGGUCUCUCGAGAUUUCGACAUGGGAACAUGAGUCUCAGAGGCACGACAAGGCUGUUCAGCAGCGGGAGCAUGAAAAUUAAGGCAAACAAGGGAGAUGAAAAGUUGAAGGAGAAAGGAUCAUCAAGCCAGCUCCAAGUAUCGGUCAACUCUGACGUCGUGCCUUUAGCGCCACAUGAGACUGAAACAACGACUGAGGGCGAUUCUACUUCCACUCUUUACAAGGAUGAGAACAGCACUCGUGCUACGUCAACUAAGACUGACGCGACAUCUCUGCCAUCCGCACUAUCAUCUCCACCAUUGCCUGCAGCGGAUCCACUAUACGCAGUCUCAAACGCCUCCUCAUCAACACCACCUCCAUCCUCUCAUGGCGCCACCAGCGACUCAGCACAUCAUAUUCCUCGCAAACCCGUCAGGAGAACACCUUUCGCCCCGUUCGGCCAUUUCGGCCGCAGCGACAAAGCAAAAGAAAAGGACAAACACUCCCUCGCAUCAUCGCUGUCUAAGAGCGAGCACAGCCAGCCUCAUCACUUAAGCACCAUACCGACCACCAUCAACGGCGGUCCCGCUUCAACUGCAAGCACAACAAGUGUCUCGACAAACGCCAACGAGCCCAUAGCCCCCGCCUCGCAACAUCCACCUCCAUCCUCAUCCUCGACCUCGUCCUCCCUGCCAGCCAGCGCACUCCCAUCCGCCGUUCAGAAUAACCAUACUGCUCUCCCUCCACAGCAACCCUCGGGACAGACUCUGUAUCCGCCUACAAAGGAGAGCGCACCCACCGCCCUUCCGACUUUCAAUAUCUCCUCACCCACGAGCGCGCCUCCUCCAGCCGGAUCCGUGGAGAACCCGCCCCUCGCUACACGGGAGGGCAAACCGAUUAAGAAGCAUCGCUUCAGUCUCGGCGGGAAGAAGAAAAGUAGUGCCAUGGCAUGA
Dissoconium aciculare CBS 342.82 is the source of this 2916-nucleotide messenger RNA. Its product is annotated as cysteine proteinase. The transcript has 5 exons. Gene Ontology annotation, molecular function: cysteine-type endopeptidase activity; cysteine-type deubiquitinase activity. The record is from RefSeq and is a predicted model, not a curated record. Gene Ontology annotation, cellular component: nucleus; cytosol. Lineage: Eukaryota; Fungi; Ascomycota; Dothideomycetes; Mycosphaerellales; Dissoconiaceae. The coding region runs from base 1 to 2916 and encodes 971 amino acids. Gene Ontology annotation, biological process: protein deubiquitination.